Molecule: messenger RNA, 1095 nt
Organism: Penicillium daleae
Lineage: Eukaryota; Fungi; Ascomycota; Eurotiomycetes; Eurotiales; Aspergillaceae
Product: Drug/metabolite transporter
Exons: 3
Coding region: 1-1095 (364 amino acids)
Cellular component (GO): Golgi apparatus
Molecular function (GO): antiporter activity
Source: RefSeq, a predicted model, not a curated record
AUGAGUUAUUCAAAGCAGGAAGAUGAAGAAGUGGGCAUGAAGCUGCUUAGCGAGUCAUCUCCUCGACCCUCAAUGUCUUCCACGGCCGUAGAUGACCUGGAAGCCAAUCACAAGGAGGCCGUCAGUGACACUCCUGUAGAACUGGAGUACCAGACACCUACUGGUGUUAAAUAUGCUUGGCUGGGCGCCCUUUUGGUGUUUGGAAUGCUGUUAACAGUCCAUAACAAGUUCAUCCUUCAAACGUUCCCAUGUCCUUGGCUCUUAACUGGCAUACACAGUACAUUCUCCGGACUAGGGACAUUCCUCCUCCUAAAACUCGGUUACUUCAAAUUAUCGAAACUCUCCCAGCGCGAUCACUUGGUCUUGGUCGCCUACUCGGUGCUCUUCAGCGUCAAUAUUUUCUUUUCCAAUUAUUCGCUGUCCCUCGUCAGCCUUGCAUUCUUCCAAAUCGUCCGGAAUACAUCACCAAUCUUCACCGUUCUUCUCGAACGCCUUUUCUUCGCGCGCUCCUACCAAUUAGCCACUUAUAUCGCCCUGGUGCCCAUUGUUCUGGGUGCCGCUCUUACUGCAUCUGGAGACUUCCAGUUUACCGUUUUCGGCUCGAUUAUUUCAAUCAUCGGCGUUCUUCUGGGUGUUGUAAAGAUCAUUGUCACCAACCGUCUCAUGACCGGGUCACUCGCCCUCCCCUCAUUGGAACUAAUUUACCGAAUGUCAAUCUACGCCGCUAUUCAAACAAUAAUAAUCGGAUUAUACGCCGGCGAACUUUCCAACCUGGAACCAUCCGCACUCUGGCGUACCGACGCCAGCGACGAAUCGGCACCACUAAUUACGUCCACCGUGGCAUCGCUGCUAGGAAACGGAAUAUUAGCCCUCCUACUGAACAUUUCAUCAUUCCAGGCAAACAAAGUGGCCGGCUCUCUUGCUAUCACGGUCUGGGGAAAUGUGCGGCAGACUCUGACUUUGAUUCUUGGCAUUUUGUUCAUGGGAGAUUUCAACUUGAACCUGCAAACUGGGGCAGGGAUAGUUCUUGUGGUGAUUGGCUGCGCGUUCUAUAGUAAAACGGAGCUGGACUCCAAAAAGGAAACUAAAAGCUAG